CCGUGGCUGCUCCGCCCCGUGCGGUGCCGGCGGGCUCUGCCCGGCCCCGCGGCGCCGUUCCCGCCGAUGCUAUGCCAAAGCCAGAGGUGUCCGCAUCCUACCAGGAGAAAUUCCAACAGUUGCAAGUUGAGAACAUGUUUGGAAAUUGAACCACUGUUUUAACUACACAGCUGAGUGAAGAUGUGGAGCGCGUAUCUGAAAAUCCAGCAGAGGAAAGAGAAGGAGAUAUGGAAGUUCAUGAAGAUUCCAGCUCUGUUAUUUUACCAGAUGGUGAGCUGGGUACCACUACCCCUUCUUUGCAUUUCAGCAAGACCUGCUUAAAGAAUGUUUUUUCAGUAAUACUCCUGUUUAUUUAUCUGCUGCUCAUGGCUGUAGCUGUAUUCCUUGUCUACCAAACCAUCAGUGACUUCAGGGAGAAGCUCAAGCACCCAGUGAUGUCUGUCACUUACAAGGAAGUGUCCUUAUAUGAUGCACCUGGUAUUGCCUUUUACCCAGGCAAGGCUCGGCUGCUUAGCUGCAAACAUCAUUACUACGAUCACAUUCCACCUCUGAUAAAUCCAGGUCAGCCAGGAGACAUUGAAUGCACCACUCAGAGGAUCAACUACACAGAUCCUUUUACUAAUCAAACUAUGAAGUAUGCUUUGGUUGUUCAAGGCCCUCGUGAUGUGAAGAAAAGGGAGCUGGUGUUUUUGCAGUUCCAUUUAAAUGAGACAGACCAAGAUUUUAGUGCCAUUGACUACCUGCUGUUUUCUUCUUUCCAAGAGUUCAUCAGCAGUUCAGAAAAAGCAAAAUUCAUGAAGGACUGUGAAAGCUCAUACUCCAGCUGGAAGUUUUCUGGAGGCUUCCGAACUUGGGUCAAGAUGUCCUUGGUCAAAACAAAAGAAGAAGAUGGUAGUGAGACUGUUGAAUUCAAACAAGAGACCAGUGUGGUUAACUACAUUGACCAGAGAACUAAACCAAGGAGUGACCAGCUGUUCUUUGUGGUGUUUGAAUGGAAAGAUCCUUUCAUACAGACUGUUCAGGACAUUAUCACAGCAAAUCCCUGGAACAUGAUUGCUCUUCUUUGUGGUAUCUUUCUGGCCCUGUUUAAGGCAGCAGACUUUGCCAAGUUAAGUGUUAAGUGGAUGAUCAAAAUCCGAAGAAGGCAUCUGAAGAGGACUCGUCAAGUAACAAACCACAUAAGCUGAGACUAAGACUGCCUUUUAACUGUUCAUAGCAGGAGAGAUAGAAAAUAACUGGAAUAAACUGCAAUCAGCAAUUAAAGCUGAAAACCAGGUAUGUUUUCUUCCAGAGAUGCUGACUGGAGGAACAGGCUAGUGAACUAGCCUUGGAAGUGCAGAAGGAGCUAACUCUAGGACAGGUCUAACAAACUCACACUUUUCUAGUCCAAGUUUAACAAGUUUACCUCUGUGUAUGGGGGAACCAGGGGGAAAGGUGGGAACUCACUGAUGUUCAGAAAGUCAUAACUGUAGUAAAUUGUGAAAAAGUGGACGGUAUUUGAAUGUUUCUCCAACAGAUUCUUUAGUUUCUGCAUCAGCUGUGAGCUGCUCCCAUAGCACAGUCACUGCCUUGAUGGUGCUUAGUGGAAGGUAAAGUGCUCUGAAAACACCCUGGCCUCUCUUCUCCAAAGUAUAUUUUAAAACAAAAUACACUGGAAUUCUAUUUCAUGUCAUCUUUAAAUCAAAGUACAAUGACUUUAAUAUUAAAAAAUACUUUAA
Messenger RNA from Pyrgilauda ruficollis (rufous-necked snowfinch), 1718 nucleotides. It is a transcript of the gene PACC1, whose product is annotated as proton activated chloride channel 1. Gene Ontology annotation, cellular component: cell surface. The transcript has 8 exons. Lineage: Eukaryota; Metazoa; Chordata; Aves; Passeriformes; Passeridae. The record is from RefSeq and is a predicted model, not a curated record. The coding region runs from base 228 to 1187 and encodes 319 amino acids.